Molecule: messenger RNA, 1059 nt
Organism: Bufo bufo (common toad)
Lineage: Eukaryota; Metazoa; Chordata; Amphibia; Anura; Bufonidae
Gene: RRH
Product: retinal pigment epithelium-derived rhodopsin homolog
Exons: 8
Coding region: 1-1059 (352 amino acids)
Biological process (GO): G protein-coupled receptor signaling pathway; visual perception
Cellular component (GO): membrane; photoreceptor outer segment
Molecular function (GO): G protein-coupled receptor activity
Source: RefSeq, a predicted model, not a curated record
AUGACAUUGGGCAGGUUUGCGAUGGACAAAACACCAGAGGUUUUAACAUUUCAACCAGCUGGAACUAUCUCCAUUAACACUUCUGCUGCCACCACUGAAGUCCUCUCUGUGUUCUCCCAGCGUGAACAUAAUAUUGUUGCUGCUUAUCUUAUUACAGCAGGUAUAGUGAGCAUUUUAAGCAACAUUGUAGUAUUGGCAAUCUUCGUUAAAUACAAGGAGCUUCGUACAGCGACUAAUGCCAUCAUCAUCAAUCUGGCAUUCACAGAUAUAGGUGUCAGUGGAAUUGGUUAUCCCAUGUCUGCUGCCUCUGACUUACAUGGAAGUUGGAAAUUUGGAAAUGUAGGCUGCCAGAUCUAUGCUGGCCUCAACAUUUUCUUUGGCAUGGCAAGUAUUGGCCUUCUGACUGUGGUUGCCAUCGAUCGCUACCUGACAAUCUGCCGCCCUAACAUAGGAAGAAGAAUAACAAGCUUUCACUAUGCAGCCAUGAUUCUGGCGGCUUGGAUAAAUGCCAUCUUCUGGUCUGUAAUGCCCAUUGUGGGAUGGUCAAGUUACGCCCCAGACCCAACUGGAGCUACAUGUACAAUUAACUGGAGGAAAAAUGAUGCAUUAUUUAUAUCCUACACAAUGACUGUAGUUGUGGUAAAUUUUAUUGUGCCACUGCUGGUGAUGUUUUACUGUUACUACAAUGUGUCCCGCACAAUGAAGGGAUAUGACAGCCGAAACAGCCUUGGAGGUGGCAAUUUGGACUGGUCCGAUCAGGCUGAUGUUACAAAGAUGUCUGUAGUGAUGAUUCUGAUGUUUCUGGUAGCCUGGUCCCCAUAUUCUAUUGUCUGCCUGUGGUCAUCGUUUGGGGAUCCUAAACACAUUUCACCAGCAAUGGCUAUCAUAGCUCCGCUCUUUGCCAAGUCUUCAACUUUCUACAAUCCUUGCAUAUAUGUAAUUGCAAAUAAAAAGUUCAGGAGAGCAAUCAUGUCUAUGGUUCGGUGCAAGUCACGUCAAGAGGUGACUCUAGACAACCACUUUCCGAUGAGCAUCUCCCAAAGCACGUUGACAACAUAA